AUGAAGUCCACCCUGGUCCUGCUGGGCCCCUUCCUGGUUCUCUUGUGCAUGUCUGAAGCUCAGACUGAAGUCCUGGUGCAGCCAAACUUUGAUGCCAAAAAGUUCUCAGGCCUCUGGUAUGUGGUGGCCAUGGUGUCGGACUGCAAGGUGUUUCUCGGCAAGAAGGACCAUCUGCUGAUGUCCACACGGACCAUCCAGACCAAGGAGGACGGUAGCCUCCACUUCCACAUGGAGUUCCCUCGGGUUGAUGGCUGCAACCAGGUGGACACAGAGUACCUGAAGGUGGGCUCUGAUGGCCACUUCCGCGCCCCGGCCUUGGGCUACCUGGACGUUCGAGUGGCCGACACGGAUUACAGCUCGUUUGCAGUGGUCUACAUCUACAAGGAGCUGGAGGGGGUACUCAGCACCAUGGUGCAACUGUACAGUCGAACCCAGGACGCAAGUCCCGAGGCCAUGAAGGCUUUUCAGGACUUCUACCCCACGGUGGGACUCCACGAUGACAUGAUGGCCAAGUUGCCCAAGUCAGGGUCCCCAGAGUUAGAGCCCCUCACUCCCCUCACCCCCCUCACCAAGGCUGUGAGCCUGGCCCUACAGGAACCAAGCUUCUGUGCCAGCCCUCACUGCCACAUGUCCCUGUGGGCUUCAUCCCUGCUGCCUGCCAUCAGAGCUCAGGCCGACCAGAGUACUGCCUGGCCCUGUGCCCCCAAGCUAGGCCCCCACCUCUAUGCCACCCGGUGCUGCCUCACCCCACAGCCCCAGGCUAAGCAUCCCUGCCUUGUGCCCCAAGUGCUGGCCCUCCCCGCCGAGGCCCGCUUACUGCUCACCCUCCACGAUGCAGCUUGA
This is a messenger RNA of Elephantulus edwardii (Cape elephant shrew), 843 nucleotides long. It is a transcript of the gene LCN15, whose product is annotated as lipocalin 15. NCBI's taxonomy places the organism in Eukaryota, Metazoa, Chordata, Mammalia, Macroscelidea, Macroscelididae. The record is from RefSeq and is a predicted model, not a curated record. Bases 1 to 843 code for a protein of 280 amino acids. The transcript is spliced from 7 exons. Gene Ontology annotation, molecular function: small molecule binding.